AUGGCGAACCUUCCCACCAUCGCGGCCUUAGCAACGCUCCAAAGCUCAACGCCUGGCCUCAACACAACUGCGGCGGCGAAGUUCCCUUUUCUCUCCAAUCGCGCCGACCCUGCCUAUGCCGGCCUCCAAGUCCAGUCCUCAGGCGACGACUACAUCACCGACCACGAAGUCGGGGGCUACGGGUGGAGCAAGCCGACCGUCUCCGGCAUGGUGUGCGGCGCCAAGCGCAACUUCACCUUCGUGGCCUUAUUCGGCCCCGACGGCCUGCCGAACAUAAGGGGGACAGGAUUGACACCAUAUUGA
Colletotrichum orchidophilum is the source of this 303-nucleotide messenger RNA. RefSeq lists its product as uncharacterized. Bases 1 to 303 code for a protein of 100 amino acids. The transcript has 2 exons. The record is from RefSeq and is a predicted model, not a curated record. NCBI's taxonomy places the organism in Eukaryota, Fungi, Ascomycota, Sordariomycetes, Glomerellales, Glomerellaceae.